This is a messenger RNA of Rubroshorea leprosula, 1222 nucleotides long. The record is from the annotation of a GenBank genome assembly. NCBI's taxonomy places the organism in Eukaryota, Viridiplantae, Streptophyta, Magnoliopsida, Malvales, Dipterocarpaceae.
UUUCUUUCUCAAGUAGCUCAGAAUCUUGCGUUUCUUCUCCUUGUCUUCUUGCCCAUCUUCUUCCUAAGCAAAUUGGAAAAUCCCCACCGUCUAGCCACCAACCCUCUUUCUCCCUAACUGCUUCAAAGCAGAAAAGAACAACUCAGUCAACAAAAAGGCCAAAAUCCCAUUUCUCCUUCUUCUUCUAUGAGUCUCCUUUCUUUUCUCUUAUUUUUUUUGCCUUUUUUUGGUGUUUCUGCUACUAAUUUGGUGGUGAUGAAUGAUGAUUGUUGGUUGGUAGUGUGAGUUGGUGAGAGAGUUAACCGAAAAUCCCUUGUCAUUCCCCGUCUUCUUCUAGAUCUAGAACGUGCAACGAUCGUCGAUGAUUGCCAACGAUCGCCAAUGACUGCCUAGACCAUCGCGAAAAUCCAUGUCUUCUCCUUGAAAAUCCCUAACUGUUGUUACUUACCAUGAGACGACCGUGAGGAGCUUGAGGAUCUGGAUACAUUUUCAAUCUUGAUUGUGUCUGUAACGCACUCAUUGCCAUUGGGAUCUACAAAGCCACUGCUAAAGAAUGCAGUACCCAGCUGUGGCCGCUUGUUGUGGUGUUUGGCACAAGACGUUUUCUGGUGCCUAAUUAUGUCAAUUGCAGUAGUGCUUUGAUUUUUGAUAUUUAUGUUCUAGAAUCCUGUUAAGUUGUAUUUGAACUUAGUAAUUAGCAUUAAUUUGAAGGUUGUUAUUCAGAUAAAUCUUUCUGUUGUGGGAAUUUUAUAUGCAGAUUACCUUAUCUUUAGUUGGGGACCCAGUCAAAAUUUAAAGAUGUUUGUCUUGCUUGGUCCUAAUGCAUCUGUGCUUGGUUCUAAAGUAGCUUUGAAUUGGGUAUUCUUCCAGUUAUGGUUUUCCUGCAUUGCAUGUCCAUUUCUUGAUAGCGAGAUUAAUAUUUAGAAGGAUUUUCUCAUCUGGGUUUUAUUCAAUUUUAGGUUUUUUGAGUUUUAAGCUUGUUAGUUCUACAAAAGAGUAAAACUUUCUGUCAAUUCUCUUGGAUUUUAUUAUUUUUGGAUCUUGAAAUUCCAGGUUUUGCUGUUUUUCUGGUGGGUUUUUAUUGUACAUGUCGUAUGGAUCAUGUUCAUGAAUGCUGCAAUGUCAAAAGCUUUUAAAGAUGAAGCUGAUUUUGGAGAACAUUUGUUGGAGUUGAUACUAGCAAAAUCAUUUUAUGGAUCAAGAACAAAGAUAAUGGUUAUGC